AUGGACAAGGAAACCGAAAUCCUCUCGUGCUUAGCCGCAAACCAUCUCUAUCUCGCCCAAUUUGAGCCUCUUCGAGCGAUUGUCGUCGCUCUCCGAGCUCGAAACCCCGACCUCGCUCUUGCCGUGCUCCAAACCAUCGUCGCUCACUCGGGUCGCUUCGACAACAUUCUCUGGUCAAAAUCAUGCCCAUCACCAGCUCUGCUCACUUACUUAUCGACCCUUGAACUGUUGCAAUUCGAUAACGCUUCGUCGGUAUGGAGCUUCGAUCCCGAAACCCUGCGAUUGCGCGCCGAGUUCUUGUUGUUAGUUCAGAAUUUGAUCGACCGCGUCUCGGAGAGUAUGCGGAAGAAUUUUGAUUUGGAGAGCAUAGAGAAAGAGAAGGAGAAAGAAGGAAUAGGCGAGAGCGAGAGUUUCGAAGAGCGAGCAGAGUUUUUGGGUAAGAGUGAGGAUACUGGCAAGGAUUUGAGAGAUGCCAGUGGUGAAUUGGAUAGCUGUGUGAGAAUUUUGGAUAGGAUUUUGGAAUUGGGCGUAAAUAGAUUGAAGCAAAACUCCGUAGUAGUAGGUGUUGCUGAUACUGAUGGUGGGAGUGAAAAUGAGGCUGCAGGCGUUGUACCUAUUGAGGAAGGCGAAUUGAUAUGUUUGAGGAGCGUAGUUUGGGAGAACCGUGAUGUUUUUGACGCGUUGUGUUGGAAUAUACAGAGCCAAGUGAGGGGAUGGGAGGGAUAUGAUUCUUCGGGUUUAGCAAUAACGUUGAGGAGGGAUGAAAAUGCAGGGGAAAUGUCCAAGGAGGAUUUGAAGGUUCUUGGUUUGAUACAAAGGAGUGUUCAGUUAGCUCACUUGGAUGCUAUGAAAGAGUGCAUGAAGGAUGGUGAUGUGGAUGGAGUGGUUUCGCGUAUUCAUUUUCUUCACCUUGAUUAUGGAGUGGAGGAGACUGAGUAUCGCAUGGUUUUGCAAGAUCUCCUCAAGAUGGUGUCAUCACGAAAGGAGGGAUAUGGAGAUUCUUGGCGUAACAUGCGAGAAAAAUUACUGUGGAUUUAUAGCACGGCGAUUGCAUCAAAUUGUGGACAUCUUGUCAAAAUGAUACAAGCUCUUCAAGAUGACUUACUCUCAAAAGAGAUUGAGGUGUACAGAUCUCUUGAUAACAACCAGAUUCCACCACCUCUGGAACGUCUUCAAAGAUAUCAUGCAGAAUUGAAUCCCGAUACAGAAACUUCUACCUUCAACACUGUAGUCGGAUUUUGCAUGAGAGACAUGUAUCAUUAUGCUCGUGUUUCGGGUUUACAUGUCCUUGAAUGUGUCAUGGACACUGCUUUGUCUGCUGUAAAGAGAGAGCAGCUUCAAGAAGCUAGCAAUCCCCUGGUAGCCGCCAUGGGUUGGGAUUUAUUAUCUGGAAAAACUACAGCACGAAGGAAAUUAAUGCAACUGCUGUGGAGAAGUAAAUCACAAGUUUUUCGGCUGGAAGAAUCUUCUCUUUAUAGUAAUCUAUCAGAUGAGGUAUCUUGUGUGGAAUAUCUUUGUGAUUCUUUAUGUUAUCAGCUUGAUCUUGCCUCUUUUGUUGCCUGCGUCAAUUCUGGUCAAUCAUGGAAUUCAAAAUUAUCAUUGAUGUUGUCUGCUAAAGAACAAAUAGCAUUCAGUAGUGAAGAUCAUCAGUUAGACCCCUUUGUUGAGAAUUUCGUACUGGAAAGGCUUUCGGUUCAAAGUCCACUUCGGGUAUUGUUUGAUGUUGUUCCAGGCAUAAAGUUUCAGGAGGCUAUUGAAUUGAUCAGCAUGCAGCCAAUUUCUUCAACUUUAGAAGCCUGGAAGAGGAUGCAGGAUAUUGAACUUAUGCACAUGCGGUAUGCUCUAGAUUCAGCUGUUCUUGCGGUUGGAGUGAUGGAAAGGACUAUGACUGGUGAAAGAGAAAGUCUUCAUCAAGUUGCAUUUGACCAUUUGAAAGAUCUGCAGAACCAUUUGGAGGCUGUUAAUGACAUCCCUCGCAAGAUCAUGAUGGCGAAUGUCAUUAUUUCGCUUUUACAUAUGGAUGAUCUUUCUCUCAAUUUGGCUCAUUGUGCCUCACCAGGGAGCUAUUCUGAAUCACAUUACACAUGUUCUUCAGAACAAACUGAUCUAACACGUGAAGAGGGAAACAAAUUGGUUGUGUCUUUCACGGGGAAACUACUUAAUAUAUUACAUCACUGUCUUCCUUCAACUAUAACUGAACUAGAUCAUGCUCUAAGUGAUGGCGUAAGUAGGGGUGGAAGACAAGCAUUGGAGUGGAGAGCGUCAAUUGCUAAACAUUUCAUUGAAGAGUGGGAAUGGCGGUUGUCAAUUUUGCAGCGUCUUCUUCCUUUAUCUGAACGCCAGUGGCGGUGGAAGGAGGCAUUAACUGUAUUACGUGCCGCACCAUCUAAGCUACUUAACCUUUGCAUGCAAAGAGCUAAGUAUGACAUUGGGGAAGAAGCAGUGCAUCGGUUUUCAUUGUCUGCAGAAGAUAAAGCUACCCUCGAAUUAGCUGAGUGGGUGGAUAGUGCCGUCAGAAGACAAUCUGUAGAAGAUGUAGUCUCUCGUGCUACUGAUGGUGGGACUUCUACAAUACAUGAUCUGAAUUUUUCUUCGUUGCGCUCCCAGUUAGGUCCUUUGGCUGCAAUUCUUCUUUGUAUUGACGUUGCUGCUACUUCUGCUCGGUCUGCAAAGAUAUCCCAACAGCUUUUGGAUCAGGCUCAAGUUCUGCUGUCUGAGAUAUAUCCAGGAGUUUCUCCAAAGAUAGGCUCCACUUACUGGGAUCAGAUCCUUGAAGUGGCAGAUAAUCCUCCAGCCCUUCAGGUCACUUUGUCCGGCGAGAUUAUUAUUGCCUCACCAAAGGAAUCCCACCGACUAGGACAACGGGAACGUGUUCUUGAUAUGCUACAUCAUAUGAUUGAGGAUGCUCACAAGGGCAAGCGGCAGUUUCUCAGUGGUAAGCUCCAUAAUCUUGCAAGAGCUGUGGCUGAUGAAGAAACAGAGCUAAAUUUCUAUAAAGGAGAAGGCCCAUCUGCUGAACAGAAGGUUCUUUCUGAUCUUGACAAAGACGGAGUUUUUGGACUUGGGCUAAGAGUUGCCAAGCAGAUACCUUCAAGUUCUGCAAUUGGAGAAACAAGUGUGCAGCCUGUUGGUUAUGAUGUAAAGGACAGUGGGAAGAGAUUUUUUGGUUCAUUAAGUACCAAACCCAUGACAUAUCUUUCACAGUUUAUUCUCCAUAUUGCUGCAAUUGGUGACAUAGUUGAUGGAACUGAUACAACUCAUGAUUUCAACUUUUUUUCACUCGUGUAUGAGUGGCCCAAAGAUCUUUUAACCCGUCUUGUCUUUGAUCGAGGCAGCACUGAUGCAGCUGGUAAGGUAGCUGAGAUUAUGUGUGCAGAUUUUGUGCAUGAAGUAAUUUCAGCAUGUGUACCUCCAGUUUAUCCCCCACGAUCUGGUCAUGGGUGGGCUUGCAUUCCGGUCACUCCCACCUUCCCUAAAAGUGGCUCAGAAAAUAAAGUAUUGUCCCCCUCUUUCAAAGAAGCGAAGCCUAAUAGUUACUGCCGUUCCUCAUCAUUGCCUGGAAUUCCUCUAUACCCUUUAGAGUUAGAUAUAGUAAAACAUUUGGUUAAACUAUCCCCAGUGAGGGCGGUCUUAGCAUGUGUUUUUGGGAGUACCAUUUUGUACAAUGGCAGUGAUUCUUCUAUAUCGAGCUCCUUGGACGGUGGAUUGCUGCAGGCACCUGAUGUUGACCGGUUGUUUUAUGAGUUUGCUCUUGAUCAAUCUGAGAGGUUCCCAACUUUAAACCGAUGGAUACAAAUGCAAACUAACCUUCAUCGAGUUUCGGAGUUUGCUGUAACCAUUAAGCAAACUGCCGAUGGUGGUGAGGCUAGAGCUGAAGCAAGAGCUAUCAAGAGACUACGUGAGAUUGAUAGCGAUACUGAGUCAGAAGUUGAUGACAUUGUUGGUAGCAGUAGUGUUUCAACAGCUUUACCAGACGCCAGUGGCCAAGAUGGUGCAGCUACUGAACCUUGGGAUGGUUCUUCAAAAUCUGACGUUGCUGAGCUUGACACUUCAGUUUUCCUUUCUUUUGAUUGGGAAAAUGAAGAACCAUAUGAGAAAGCUGUACAGCGAUUGAUAGAUGAAGGAAAACUCAUGGAUGCUCUUGCACUUUCUGAUCGCUUUCUACGUAAUGGAGCUUCAGAUCAAUUACUUCAGCUAAUCAUUGAAUGUGGGGAAGAAAAUCAUUCAGUCGCUGGACUCUCUCAGGGUUAUGGAGGCAAUAGUAUCUGGAGCAAUAAUUGGCAGUAUUGCCUGCGGUUGAAGGAUAAACAAGUGGCUGCUAGACUUGCUCUCAAGUAUAUGCAUAGAUGGGAGUUGGAUGCUGCUUUGGAUGUUCUCACAAUGUGCAGCUGCCACCUACCUCAAAAUGAUCCCAUUAGGAAGGAGGUCAUGCAUAUGAGACAAGCUUUGCAGAGGUACAGCCACAUUCUAAAUGCAGAUGAGCACUUUAGCAGCUGGCAAGAGGUUGAAGCAGAGUGUAAGGAAGAUCCUGAGGGGUUAGCACUUAGAUUAGCUGGAAAAGGAUCUGUUUCUGCUGCUUUAGAAGUGGCUGAAAGUGCAGGAUUAUCCAUAGAAUUGCGGAGGGAACUGCAGGGCCGGCAACUUGUAAAACUUUUGACUGCGGAUCCUCUCAGUGGUGGAGGUCCAGCAGAAGCUUCACGAUUUCUUUCUUCCCUACGUGACUCAGAUGAUGCCCUACCAGUUGCCAUGGGUGCAAUGCAGCUUUUACCUGAUUUGCGGUCAAAGCAGCUGCUUGUUCAUUUCUUCCUGAAGCGAAGAGAAGGGAAUCUUUCGGAUGUUGAGGUUUCUCGGCUUAACUCAUGGGCCUUAGGUCUUCGUGUUCUGGCUGCCUUGCCAUUGCCAUGGCAGCAAAGAUGUUCUUCCUUGCACGAGCACCCACAUUUGAUACUUGAGGUUCUUCUGAUGAGGAAACAGCUACAGUCUGCUGCAUUGAUUCUCAAAGAAUUUCCUUUGUUGAGAGACAAUAAUGUCAUUAUUGCCUACGCUGCUAAAGCUAUUGCUAUCAGUAUUAGCUCACCUCCAAGAGAAUAUCGAGUAUCUGUUUCGGGGACUAGAUUAAAGCAGAAAACAAGAACAGGUGCUCCUGUGAGGUCUUCUUUCACUAGCAGUCUAAAUAACUUGCAAAAAGAGGCUCGCAGAGCUUUUUCUUGGGCUCCACGAAAUACUGGAGACAGGGCCACCCCAAAAGAUGUUUACCGUAAAAGAAAGAGUUCUGGAUUGACAUCAUCGGAAAAAGUAGCUUGGGAGGCCAUGGCUGGUAUCCAGGAGGAUCGUGCUUCAUCAUAUUCUGUUGAUGGGCAAGAACGGCUUCCUGCUAUUUCAAUUUCUGAAGAAUGGAUGCUAACUGGUGAUUCAACGAAGGAUGAAGCUGUUCGUGCAUCUCACCGAUAUGAAAGUGCACCUGACAUUACCCUUUUCAAGGCACUGCUUUCUCUAUGUUCUGAUGACUCUGUCUCUGCAAAGAAUGCAUUGGAUUUGUGUGUUAAUCAGAUGAAGAAUGUGCUGAGCUCCCAACAAUUGCCAGAGAAUGCAUCUAUGGAAAUAAUUGGUCGAGCAUAUCAUGCCACAGAGACGUUUGUACAGGGGCUACUUUAUGCUAAAUCCCUGCUGAGAAAGCUUGUGGGUGGCAGUGAUUUGUCGAGUAAUUCUGAAAGAAGUAGGGACGCUGAUGAUGCAUCCUCUGAUGCUGGUAGCUCCAGUGUGGGCAGUCAGUCCACAGAUGAGCUAUCUGAAGUUCUCUUGCAGGCAGACAUUUGGCUAGGACGUGCUGAGCUGCUCCAGAGCCUUCUGGGAUCCGGAAUUGCUGCUUCUCUAGAUGAUAUUGCCGAUAAAGAGUCAUCUGCCUGUCUCCGUGAUAGGUUGAUUGUAGAUGAACGGUACAGCAUGGCUGUAUAUACAUGCAAAAAGUGUAAGAUUGAUGUUGUCCCUGUUUGGAAUGCAUGGGGACAUGCUUUGAUUCGGAUGGAGCACUAUGCACAAGCUCGUGUGAAGUUCAAGCAAGCUCUUCAGCUAUACAAGGCCGAUCCUGCACCUGUCAUUCUCGAGAUCAUCAAUACAAUCGAGGGAGGUCCGCCGGUUGAUGUUUCAGCUGUUCGUUCCAUGUAUGAACAUUUGGCUAAAAGUGCACCAACAAUCUUGGAUGAUUCCCUUUCUGCUGAUUCAUAUCUCAAUGUGUUGUACUUGCCUUCCACAUUUCCUCGUUCAGAGAGAUCCAGGCGUUCUCAUGAAUCAGCAAAUAAUAAUUCCACAUAUAUUUCAGACUUUGAAGAUGGACCACGCAGCAACUUAGACAGCGUUCGGUAUGUUGAGUGUGUCAACUAUUUACAAGAAUAUGCACGACAGCAUUUGCUCAAUUUCAUGUUUAGGCAUGGCCAUUACAAUGAUGCUUGCAUGCUGUUUUUUCCUCCAAAUACUGUUGCCCCACCUCCUCAGCCAUCAACAGUGGGGGUGGCAUCUUCGUCUUCAUCCCCUCAAAGACCAGACCCUUUGGGAACUGAUUAUGGGACUAUUGACGAUUUGUGUGAUUUGUGUAUUGGUUAUGGCGCAAUGCCUAUUUUGGAAGAAGUGAUUUCAGAAAGAAUGACAUCUGCAAACCCGCAAGAUGUAGCAGUAAACCAGUAUACCACUGCAGCCCUUGCCCGUAUUUGCAUCUAUUGUGAAACUCAUAGGCAUUUCAAUUAUUUAUACAAGUUUCAGGUUAUUAAGAAGGACCACGUUGCUGCUGGACUUUGCUGCAUCCAAUUGUUUAUGAACUCAUCUUUGCAAGAGGAAGCUAUAAAACACUUGGAAAAUGCCAAGAUGCACUUUGAUGAAGCGUUAUCAGCACGAUACAAAGGUGGAGAUUCUACUAAGCUUGUGACGAAGGGUGUUAGAGGAAAAAGUGCCUCUGAAAAGCUCAGUGAAGAAGGACUUGUCAAGUUUUCGGCUCGGGUAGCAAUUCAGGUCGAAGUUGUGAGAUCCUAUAACGAUUCAGAUGGACCUCAUUGGAAACAUUCACUUUUCGGAAAUCCAAAUGAUCCUGAAACAUUCAGGAGAAGGUGCAAAAUUGCUGAGUCUCUUGUGGAAAAGAACUUUGAUUUGGCUUUCCAAGUGAUUUAUGAAUUCAAUCUUCCAGCUGUGGAUAUAUAUGCUGGGGUAGCUGCAUCUCUCGCCGAGAGAAAAAGAGGUAGUCAACUGACAGAAUUCUUUAGAAACAUAAAAGGGACCAUUGAUGAUGAUGAUUGGGACCAGGUCCUGGGUGCUGCAAUUAACGUAUAUGCUAACAAGCACAAAGAACGCCCUGACCGUCUCAUUGACAUGUUGACCAGUAGCCACAGGAAGGUUCUGGCUUGUGUGGUUUGUGGUCGUCUAAAAAGUGCAUUCCAAAUUGCUUCUCGUAGUGGAAGUGUAGCUGAUGUCCAAUAUGUAGCUCAUCAGGCAUUACAUGCUAAUGCACUUCCUGUGCUCGAUAUGUGUAAACAAUGGUUGGCCCAGUACAUGUGA
Prunus armeniaca (apricot) is the source of this 7542-nucleotide messenger RNA. NCBI's taxonomy places the organism in Eukaryota, Viridiplantae, Streptophyta, Magnoliopsida, Rosales, Rosaceae. The record is from the annotation of a GenBank genome assembly.